Molecule: messenger RNA, 1311 nt
Organism: Dendronephthya gigantea
Lineage: Eukaryota; Metazoa; Cnidaria; Anthozoa; Malacalcyonacea; Nephtheidae
Product: protein PFF0380w-like
Exons: 4
Coding region: 503-1291 (262 amino acids)
Source: RefSeq, a predicted model, not a curated record
UUGAUGGACCGGAAAAUAUUCUAAUUUGCAUAUCCUUGUAGGACGUAUAUUGUACGUCUUUCUAUGUUCCACCAUUUUUUACUCACAAGAAAGAUAGUUUUAUAAGAAGUAAUUCUCUUUAAUUGAUUGAAGAAAGUGUACACUUGUGAAUAAGAUCUUUUUCUCCAAGAAAAUUAACACCGUUCACUUGCCAAUGUUGAACUGUCACAACAUCACAAUCUUAAAGUUGACUGUGACGCACAAGUGGUUUCCGAAGGUUUGACUUCUGUAAUUCCCCUAACACGGUUAAAAUUGAAAGCAAACACAUAAAAUAAUCAAAUAAAGAACAUUAAUAAAGUUUCAUGCAAAUUUCUUCUAGAUAUAAUAAAAAUGUUAAUUUGCAAAAUUUUUUAAAAAUACACCUGACUUAUCACACAGUGCAAUCGAAACGGAAGAGACGACGAAAGUUUGUGACCACGUUUGUUGUCACGCAUACGAGAACUGGUCGACAUGAAGCUUGACUAUGGGUUGUGGCGCCUCAACUGAAAGAAAGGAUUCGAAGGAACCUCAAAAAGUGUCCGGGGAUAAUAAGGAGAAUGCAGAUGUAGAGAAAUUGAAUGAAACUAUAAAUGCAGAUAAAGCAAACAAUCUUACCUUUGAGAGUGAUAAAAAAAGCAACGAGGUUAACGAUGUCAUUUCACAAGUAUCACUGGAAGUUUUGAUCUCGAAACCGACUAAGCCAAAGAACGCUAUUAUCGUUAAGAAUACUUCAACAAAAUCGCAGCGUCCCAAGGAACUCAAUCAAGUGCAGGCGUGGGGGAAAAAGAGCUCAAGAAACGAAACAAAUUUUCUCGAAGAUUUAAGAAUACAGCGUAGUGAUAAUAAUCCUUUUUAUGAGCGAGAAUACGAGUUAAGAGAAGUGGAUGAAACGUCGAGAUUCAUCGGAGCAGACAGCGGAAUGAUCAUAGAUGAUGAUUCUGUAAGCGAGAUUUCAAAUUCCGACUCUUCAAAUCAGCCAGUGAAGAUUAACAGAGAGGGUGAUCAGGAGGAGAGUUUUGACGUUUCAAAAAUAAUCGACGUGGAGAAAUUUAGAGCAGCCAACAUUCAUGUUGAUGACAAUAAUGACAAUAACAAUGGUAAAAGGAAAUUGUCAGGGGAAGUUCAAAAACUGAACAGCCCCAGUGAUAAUGGUGAAGAAGGAUCAUACAAGGAUGAUUUCUACAAUGAAGAUGAUAAACACUUGAUUGAAAGUAUUGAGAAGGAAUUCACGAUAACACAACACAACUUUUUACCAGGUCAAAUUGUGAACUGAAGUAAAACAACAUAUUUCUG